Molecule: messenger RNA, 1863 nt
Organism: Phialemonium atrogriseum
Lineage: Eukaryota; Fungi; Ascomycota; Sordariomycetes; Cephalothecales; Cephalothecaceae
Exons: 5
Coding region: 1-1863 (620 amino acids)
Biological process (GO): secondary metabolite biosynthetic process
Molecular function (GO): flavin adenine dinucleotide binding; oxidoreductase activity, acting on CH-OH group of donors
Source: RefSeq, a predicted model, not a curated record
AUGUAUGGGCUGCCCCUACGGCAAAAAUUUACCAGGGUGCGCAACGCCCGCGACUUACGGUCAAGUUAUGACUACAUCGUCGUCGGGGGCGGCACGUCCGGCCUGACUGUCGCGGAUCGGCUCAGCGAAGAUGGCAAGACAAGUGUGCUUGUCAUAGAGCAUGGAGAUCUCGUCAACUCAUCCUUGAUUGACAAUGUUAGCACUGGAAAGCAGGCCAUGUCCGGGGAGUUCCUGUACCCUCUAUCUUCUGUCCCUCAAACUAGCAUGCGAAACCAGCUAGCCGUUGUCCUGGCUGGGAAGGUUGUCGGCGGGAGCUCAGCAGUCAACACCAUGAUGACUGUACGAGGCACAGUGGAAGACUACGAUCGAUGGCAAAGCUACUGGACGGUCAGCUCUGCUACUCCUUCCUCCACUGUUGUUUCUAACCCUACUUGGGGAUGGGUCGACCUUCUCCCGUACUUCAAGAAGGCUCUGCAUUUUGCUCCUCCAGUUCCUGAAGUUGCGGCUUCGUCCAACAUCACCUACGACGCCAGCUUCUGGGGGAACACUUCUAGUGUGUACGCGUCGUGGCCGACUUAUCAGUUUCCAGGAACCAAGUUGCUGGUAGAUGCCUUCCGCCAGAUCCCUGGCGUCGAAUUCCCCCCCGAUAGCGGAGCUGGCAAGACCGGCGUGUAUUGGUUUCCGACAUUCAUGGAUCCUCGCAGCGUAAACAGGUCUUAUGCGCGAACAGGCCACUACGAUAAUGUCAGGAGGGAGAAUUGCCAGCUACUACCAAGCACCAAGGUCCUCAAGGUCUUAAUGAACGACACGACAGCCGUGGGAGUGACGUUCCUAGGAAUGCAGAACGGAAGCGUUAUCACAACGGUCCGCGCAGGCAGAGAGGUCAUUAUCGCAGCAGGCGGCAUUCACAGCCCUCAAGUUCUUCAACGCAGCGGCAUCGGGCCUAAGAAGCUUCUCGCGUCUGCAAACAUCACCACCAUUGUCGAACUUCCUGGAGUGGGUCAGAAUUUCCAGGACCAUCACUGGGUGGCGCUUAAUGUCAACCUGAGAAACUGGACUAUUAGCCCAGCGCUAACGGAUCUGACCGAUAAUGCAACUUUUCGGGCUUGGGCAAACGCUGUGUGGGCAGCCAACAGGACAGGACCUAAUUCCAUAGCAAUCAGUAACGCCGCAGCCUGGCUACCCAUGCCGGUCGUAUCUCCAGGACGGUUCGCCGAGCUCGCUGCCCUAGUAGCUGAACAGGACCCAGCUGCGUUGCUGCCCGCAGGGACGGACCCGACGGUGGUCGCUGGGUACAAAGCGCAGCUGAAGGCAAUGUCGGCGUCGAUGGUGGGCAAAGGAACUACGUUCUUGAAUGCAGUUCUAAAAGGUGGUCCGAUAGCAGGAGCUCUCUUCAACAUGCAUCCUCUCAGCCGCGGCACCAUCUCCAUCGACCCAUCGGACCCCUUCGGCAAGGAACCGCUUGUGGACUACCGAGCCAUGACCAACCCGGCCGACGCCCUCAUUAUGGCCGAGAUGGUCAGGUUCAUGCGGCGCUACUGGUUCAAUACCACCAAUGCUGCCCUCGGUCCCGUCGAAUCUACUCCCGGCUCCCGGAUCCAGACCGACGAAGACAUCAGGAAUUGGCUGGCCGAAACCCUCACCCCCACAGAGUACCAUCCUGCCGGCGGCUGCUCCAUGCUACCUUUGAGCCUCGGGGGUGUUGUCGAUCAGCGUCUGCGCGUCUAUGGCACAAAGGGCCUGCGUGUCGUUGAUGCCAGUAUUAUGCCUACUCUUCCAGGCGCUAAUACCUGCCAGACUGUCUAUGCUGUCGCCGAGAGAGCUGCCGACUUGAUUAAGGAAGACGCGAUGGCACUGCUAUAG